AUGGCGGAUGCCGGCAAACUCAUCUUCGCCAUGGCCGGACCCUCUGCAGCUAUCGAGAGACUGAGACCCUACAUUAUUGAUGUCAUGGGUAGAAGUAUCAUUGACAUGGGUGAAGAUGUCCGCAAGUCAAGCUUGCUUAAAAUAUCAGGGAACAUCUUUGUUAUUGGCUUUCAGGAACUGACUGCAGAGGCUCAGGUCUUUGCAGAAAAGACGGGGCUUGGGACCCGCCAGAUGGAGCAAUUCAUUAGUGAUAUGUACGGACCGGUCAUCGAGAGCUACUCGAAGCGGAUGACAACGGGCGCCUAUGCGCCACCUCUGGGAACUCCUCCGGGCUUUGCAGUCUCUCUCGCAGCGAAGGAUGCAGGGUAUGCGAUCAAGAUUGCAGAGAAACAUGGCACGCGGGUCCCAACCAUUGAAACAGCUUUAGCCCGCAUGGAGGCAGCUAGAAAGUUUGCAGGAGAGUCAUUGGAUAGUUCAUCGAUAUAUGGAUCAGCCCGAUUGGAGGCUGGGUUGCCAUUUUGGAACGAGAACAGUAGACAGUCUAACUAA
This is a messenger RNA of Colletotrichum spaethianum, 549 nucleotides long. Its product is annotated as putative oxidoreductase YfjR. The record is from RefSeq and is a predicted model, not a curated record. The transcript is spliced from 2 exons. Gene Ontology annotation, molecular function: NAD binding; oxidoreductase activity, acting on the CH-OH group of donors, NAD or NADP as acceptor. Lineage: Eukaryota; Fungi; Ascomycota; Sordariomycetes; Glomerellales; Glomerellaceae. The coding region runs from base 1 to 549 and encodes 182 amino acids.